AUGAGGGAUCCUAAGGAGCAGGAGCUCAACACCUCCACCUGGCUAGCGCUGCUGGUCAUAACGCGUUGAACCCAAUGAAGCAUGUCUCUGGACGAUGUCCUCCUCCAGGCGGAGAUGCAGGUGGUGCAGCGGCUGGCCCUGUUGGUGCCCUGUGACAGCCUGGAGCUCCAGAACACCACCCUGCGGCUGCUGCUAAACCUCUCCUUCGACACGGGCCUCCGCAGCCAGAUGGUGCAGGCCGGCCUCAUCCCCAAGCUCUCCUCCCUGCUAGCUGACGAGGGCCAGAGACAGCUGAGCAUGUUCAUUCUGUACCACAUCAGCGUGGACGACAGAUUCAAGUCCAUGUUUGCCUACACGGACUGCAUACCCCAGAUAAUGAAGAUGGUGUUUGAGUGCGGUGAGGACCGGAUGGACACUGAACUCAUCUCCUUCUGCAUCAAUCUCGCCGCCAACAAAAGGAACGCACAGGUCAUCUGUGAAGGGAAUGGACUGAAGAUGUUGAUGAAGAGGGCUUUGAAGCUGAAGGACACUCUCAUGAUGAAGAUGAUCAGGAAUUUGUCUCAACACGACGGGCCCACCAAGAGCCUCUUUAUAGACUACGUUGGUGACCUGGCCGCCCAGAUCAGCGAGGAGGAGGCAGAGGAGUUUGUGAUCGAGUGCCUGGGCACCUUGGCCAACCUCACGGUCGCUGAUCUGGACUGGGAGCUGGUCCUGAAGGAGUACCACCUGGUGCCCUACCUGAAGGACAGACUCAAGCCAGGCUCGGCCGAGGACGACCUCAUCCUGGAGGUGGUGAUCAUGAUCGGCACCAUCGCCAUGGACGACGCCGGCGCCGCCAUGUUGGCUGAGGCGGGCGUCAUCCCCGACCUCAUCCAGCUGCUCAACGCUCAGCAGGAGGACGAUGAGUUUGUGUGCCAGAUCGUCUUCGUCUUCUACCAGAUGGUCUUCCACCAGGUCACCCGGGACAUCAUCAUCAGAGACACGCAGGCCCCUGCCUACCUCGUCGACCUGAUGCACGACAAGAACGCAGAGAUCCGCAAGGUGUGCGACAACACCCUGGACAUCGUGGCCGAGUGUGACGAGGCGUGGGGCAGAAGGAUCCAGAGUGAGAAGUUCCGCUGGCACAACUCCCAGUGGCUGGAGAUGGUGGAGAGCCAGCAGCUGGACUCGGCCGGGGAGCCCUACGUGUUCGGGGACCACCCCGGCGACGGGGACCCCUUCCUGGACAGCGAAGACAUGAUCCUGGAGAGACCCGACCUCUUCUACGGCGCAGACGGGGCCAUCAGUCCAGAGUUCUUCAUCGACCUCCAGAACGGAGACAUGGGCCAGACGCCGGGCUUCAUGGGCAGUCUAGCGGAGCAGUGUGUGGCUGCUGCCCCCGGGGGGCGACCCGCCACCGCCUACGGCUUCCGGUCCGACGAGCAGUUCCUCUACAACUACCUCGCUACCGCCUCCCGCUAGCUGGAGUUACCGGUUACACACACACACACACACACACACACCACUACAGCCAUCGCUAUUGGUUAAAUACAUAUAAACAUGCACACACAUAUUUCUGUGAAGAUAUUUGUAUGUUAAUGCAUGAGUAAUAUAAACCUUUGACAUAAAAUAUAUACAAAUGGUUAUUGAAAUAAUUAAAUUAUAUAAUUCUAAGCCAGUAAACUCACGUAAUAGCAUUAUGUAUUCAAUAGGCAUAGUUAUUCAAAUGGUGUAAAAUGUGUUAAGAAACCGUGUGAUGUAAAUAAGAAGGUAUUUAAUGUGUGCCUGUAUCCCGCGGGCCGAGGUGCGUCCGGUGGGCCGGGUGAUCCGGGUAGAUCCGG
Molecule: messenger RNA, 1820 nt
Organism: Gadus chalcogrammus (walleye pollock)
Lineage: Eukaryota; Metazoa; Chordata; Actinopteri; Gadiformes; Gadidae
Gene: kifap3a
Product: kinesin-associated protein 3a
Exons: 12
Biological process (GO): microtubule-based movement; cilium organization
Cellular component (GO): axoneme; ciliary transition zone; kinesin II complex
Molecular function (GO): kinesin binding
Source: RefSeq, a predicted model, not a curated record